ACACAAUCGAGCAUUCAACACACACUUAAAAAUUUAAUGUGAGUUCAGAGCUUGAUUUGGGGAAAACAGUUCUAGCACUCUAAGCGUGAUGGACGAGGAAUUCUCCAAUCAGCCCUUCGAUCCAAGCAUCGCUCAAAGUGACUUCUCCAGGAGUCGUUUCGUUAACCAGAGCGCCUUGACAUUGCCUCACGGAUUGGACUCCACCCGACUGCUUUUCGUAGGCGAAAACUUCCAGCAGACGCGCAGCGAACAGGACUUAUUUUACGACUGUCAAGGUCCGGGGGAGGAUUCACCAAAGGAGGGACGCAGUGCCACCAGCCGGUGCAAGUUCGAUGAUCCGGCGGCGAUACGAGAUGCCCUGGAACGGGCGGCCAAUGCCACACAGAUGCUACUCAAGAAUUUUGACAAGUCCGGUGGUUGGAAUCAGCCAUGUGCCGUCACCCUGGAGUUGACCGCUCGGUUGGUGGACCCCAAGAAGGGUCGCGCCGGUUGUCCGUUGCACGGAAAGCCCGUCACCGUCCAGAUGCCGCUGGAGUUCAAUCCGCAGAGCGGCAAGGUGGUCAAGUGUCAGCAAAAGAAACCGCCGGUCACCAGGCAUCGCAAGGAGUCCAUCUGCCAGUGCCGCUCGCAGCAGUAUAUGCGUUCCGCUCCAAGGGCUCCAAAGCCCAGCUCAGAAUGCCCGGCUCUGAUGUACAUGCAGCAUGAGCGACAUUCCGACAGCGACCCCAACUCCCGCCAUCAACAAACCGACAUAUCCCACAUAAGAGACCACUGGAAGCCGUCAAAAUCCCAACAGACGCAACAAUCUGAUCGUGAAGGCCCUCAUGCCAAGCCUUCGCAGACGGAGGUCUCCUUUCUGCAGAAACACCACACGCCCAAGAACCCGGAAUCGAAGGCUAAUGAUGGGGCGUCCUGCUCAUGCACCGCAAAGAGAUCCAAGUCCGCCGAUCCACCAGCGGUUAAAGCUCCCACCUGUGCAUGUGGACAGGGUCAUGAGGAGAAAUCCAGCUUUAAGAAGCCCUGCUCCCAGAAAACAUCGGUUACGGAGCCAGAGAAGGCUUCCUCAUUCAAGAGUGCUUUGACAGCGUGUACCAAGGAGCUCCUCGAUCCCUGCAGUUGUGGCGCCCACCCACCCUACUGGGCUGGUCAAAGCAACUUGGUAACCGGACCAUCCUACAGUAGAGCUAUGGACCCCUCCUCCUAUAAGAGUUCAAGCACUCUCGCUCCCUUGCAUAGACCCGCAGCAUCAAAAGGCAGCCUUGGUCGAUCAAAGAGUUUGGCCAGUCUGCCCAGUAAACCUAAUGCGCCAACUCAGAGUGGCGUCACUUGGUUGUCGGCUUUAAAGGAUCCGGAGAGUACAUUCUGCUCUUCCAAAGAGGACGAACGUCCUCCAUGUACCUGCAACGCUACCCAGACUAAUCAGGAUCCUUCAAUGAGUUCACUUCCUCGGAGCCACCCCAAUUAUCGCAGUAUGACAUCCAAAUCAAGUACUUCCAGGGUGCCAAACCCGCGCAAUCAACCCUCCUUUGGGCCAGGCGAUGAGACCUCAGCCACCACGCGAUCCCAGUCGAUUGUAGGCCAGAUCACCUGCCUAUGCGCAUCGGAGCAUCAGCCCACCAAGGCCUUUGUGUCGAACCUGGCCGAUCGGGAAUGCACAAAUGAGAUCCAGAUUGCGCCAUGCCCCUCCACAAGAAUACACCAUCCAUCCGGGUUUGCCCAGUUCACCGAUUGUCAGAACUCUCAAUGCGACCCCAAUACCUCUUUCCGUUCUAGGAAAGUGAGCGUUAAGGGUCACGAGGAGUUUUGCGACUGUGAUGCUUCUGAUAACUUCUCCGAACUGUCCGAUCCCAUCCAGACCAGUCUUCAUACGCACAGGAGUCUUUCCGGGGGUAGUUGCCUGUGCAACGACGAUGCAGAUCCUCCGAAGGAACCCGAAAACGCUACGUGUGUCAGCAAGCAAUGCCAGUGCUCGUCGAAGGACGACCUUCAGGGGAUGCAAAGUGCCCAAGCGGGCACCGGAUAUCAGACACCAGAGGAUCUUUGCGGAAAUAGGGCUAUGGCCUGCUGUUCGCGUAAAGAACGCAUCCUGAUGCUGAUGGAGAAACUCACCAGUCCUGGGUGCGAUUGCGGUAUAUCUCGCCCCUGCCUGACCCAACAACUUUUCCGGGAACUAACACUACUCCUGAGAUCGGAAAAAGAUGAUGCAGUUGCCCCAGCGGAUGAAGCAAGUCCACCGUGCCUAACCUUCGAUGAGUGCUGUGCGGCCCAACAUGCUGGCAAUGGGGAAGGGGAUCCAGCCGAAAAACCCCCGUCAAAGAGAGAGCUCCAACGAGUCGAGUGCUUCCAUCAACUGGAGGAAUACCUCUGCAAGUGCUUCCUACCGCCGGCAGAAUCUCAAAUCCCUGAGACCGAUAUCUAUGCUUUCGAACUAGAUCCGGACUUUCCACCAGAACCCGAGCCGACAAAAUCUCCGAAGGGAAAUGACAACAUGCAACCUUGUCAGUGCCCGGAACAAUUCUUUGACAUUGGAAAUGCACUAACCUGUUCGGGUGAUGGCUUGGAUGAUGACUUCUUUCGUGAUUGUGAGGAUGACGAGGUUAAAAAUUUCGAAAGUAAGGAUGAUGGUAAAGCAACCACGGAUCUCUGUCAAUCUCUUAAAGCAUUCAUCGACAAGGAACUGCAAGAAAUUCUUGCGGAGGAGGCCAAUAAGGAAGGAGAUGAGGUGGAAGAAAAAACACCUAGCACAGUACUAAGGGAAAUCUGUGAGAGACCCACAACCGUGGCGCCACCGCAAGAAGAGGAGAAACAGAUUGAGUGUCCAUUUGCUGGCAUGGUGUCCUGUCCUCCAUGGACCACACAGCAAACAGACUGGGCAGCCUUCCCCUACAACUUAGAUCCCUGUGCGCAAAAGGAGUCGCCUAGCCCGGCGCCCCGGGGUCCACGUACUGGGCUAUUGCCCGAAGGACCUCUGUCACCCGAUAUGAGGAACCUCUGCGAGCAGCUUUUGCGAAAAGCUCUCAAGGAUUGUGGUCUGUGUGGUGGUGACGACGUGUACUCCUGCGAGGACGAUGCAUGCGAAGAGUGCGAGCUUGAUUGUGAGGGAUGCCCGGAAGAUUGCCCGUUGGAAAAGUGCGAGGAAUGCGAUGAUGAUGAGUGUCCCCCAGAUCAACAAGGAUGCCUAUGCUGCCACUGUCGCGCUCUCAUAUGCGACGAGGAGUGCAAGACGGUUGCCAAUACCCUGCGCUCCGGAAUGUGUGAUCCACUCUGCGAAAUGAAAUACUUUAUAGACUCCAUCAUCGUUGAUAUGCAUGCCAUGGACUGUGUGCUCGGCAACAAGAAAGCGAAACCAAAGCACCAUAAGCCUACAGACUCGAUCUGCAGAGGUGGACCCGGAGAUAGUUUUCCCAUCAAAAUUAAGAGUGUGUGGCCAUUGGGUAACACCGCUCUCUACGUCCAAUGGAAAUUGGAGGACUGUCGCGCUGUAGCAGGAUAUGAGAUUUACUUGGAUGGGCAUUUGACGAACCGAUUCUACAGUUUUCGUCACGAGGCCGGAGUUAUUACCAAUGCGGAUGUGACCAAUCCGCACCAGGUUGUGCUGCGCGCCGUGGCGGUGGGUCAGGAGUUUCCCGGCGAGGGUCCGGGUAAGGAUGCGACCGCGGAAUGUGGCUGCCAGGCGGUGGCACUUGCUCAUCCCGAAUUGAAGGCGGGAGCGCAGAGGCCGUGGACGCCCAGUCUCUACUAUUAUGAUCCCAACCAAUUGCCGCCGGCGGAGGACGCGCAGCAGUGCUAGUCAAGAAUCAUAUGUAUAUCAUUAUAUCGAAUAUCGUCGGAUAUCACCGUUAUCGGAACAAAGGAGCUAAACGCUUCCUCACUUUUUAGCUUGUACAUAUAGCGUAUUUAUAUGUAGUGUUUGUUAAGAGUUCUUUAUCUGGAGGAUACCAACUGAAAUUGUCUGUACGUAGUGCUUUGCAUAGUGCCUUAAAUCGUAAUUGUAGAUCGUAAGCAAAGAUCAAUGCAUUGUAAAGGAAUUGAAAGCAGAUGGCUUCAUUCCGAUGGCAACACCAAAUUCACUUUGAAUAAAUGAAUC
This is a messenger RNA of Drosophila mauritiana, 4087 nucleotides long. RefSeq lists its product as uncharacterized. The record is from RefSeq and is a predicted model, not a curated record. The coding region runs from base 89 to 3790 and encodes 1233 amino acids. The transcript has 5 exons. NCBI's taxonomy places the organism in Eukaryota, Metazoa, Arthropoda, Insecta, Diptera, Drosophilidae.